AUGGUGGCAGCGAUAGCAGCUUCUCAGAGACUCCGUGACUUGUUGACCAGGCAAUUGACAGCCCCCACCAAUUUGGGUCUCAGCCUUAGCCUUCGUCCCAUGAGUUCCUUUGCACAAGAUGAGGCUUCCAAAGAGGCCCCUGACCAAGCCCCAGGCCACAGCUAUGAGUCCCUUCAGGUGACACCUGCCCAGAAACACGUUCUACAUGUGCAGUUAAACCAGCCGGAGAAGAGAAAUGCCAUGAACAAGGCCUUCUGGAGUGAGAUGGUGGUGUGCUUCAACAAGAUUGCAGAAGAUGCUGACUGUCAUGCUGUGGUGAUCUCUGGUGCAGGAAAAAUGUUCACUUCAGGAAUCUUCCCAUUGCAUCAUACCCUCUGCCAGAAUUCUCCAGCUCUGGCCUUGGCACUGAAGUUUGUAGUAGAGGAGGGUAAAGAGGGGAAUUAUCAGCUCCUUAACUUUGCCACUGAGGCCCCAAAGCUUCCCCAAAUGUACCCCAAGUCUCACAAGGAUGUGACGUACACCAUACUCCAGCCCUUCUGUGGCAGAUGA
Messenger RNA from Hippopotamus amphibius kiboko, 549 nucleotides. RefSeq names its product delta(3,5)-Delta(2,4)-dienoyl-CoA isomerase, mitochondrial-like. The record is from RefSeq and is a predicted model, not a curated record. The transcript has 2 exons. Lineage: Eukaryota; Metazoa; Chordata; Mammalia; Artiodactyla; Hippopotamidae. Gene Ontology annotation, cellular component: mitochondrion. The coding region runs from base 1 to 549 and encodes 182 amino acids. Gene Ontology annotation, molecular function: delta(3,5)-delta(2,4)-dienoyl-CoA isomerase activity.